CGUGUAGCGAUGUAGAGCCGUGUGUUGACAUGUAGCGCCACUGUUUCGCAGAAGCAGAGGAUCCGGGACUUAAGUCGAGCGAUGACGUUUGCCAUGCUGCGCCCGGUCGCCGCGCGCUUCUAUCCCGACCUGGGCGUCACGUCCGAGGACGACGAGAACCGCAGCGAGAGCGACGACAGCUCGGAGCGGCUCUAUUGCGGCGGCGGCGGCGUGAAGCGAGCGAGGAUCGGGCGUCAAGUGGAGGGCGAGUCCGCCACGAUGGUGAUGAAGCAGCGCAGCGCGGCCAACGCCAGGGAGCGCGGCCGGACCCAGAGCGUCAACAGCGCCUUCACGGCCCUCAGGACCCUCAUCCCCACCGAGCCGGUGGACAGAAAGCUCUCCAAGAUCGAAACGCUGCGCCUGGCCUCCAGCUACAUUUCCCACUUAGCCAACGUGCUUCUUCUCGGGGACGGCUGCGCGGAUGGACAGCCGUGCCUCGACGUGGUCCACGCGCAGGCUGGAGAUAAGGGCAUCAAGCAGCCCAGGACCAUCUGCACUUUCUGCUUGAGCAACCAGAGAAAAGGGGACAGCAGUGAGUGUCUGAAGAUGCGCAGACUGGGCCCGCUGCGACUGAGACGCUGA
Phycodurus eques (leafy seadragon) is the source of this 621-nucleotide messenger RNA. It is a transcript of the gene tcf15, whose product is annotated as transcription factor 15. The transcript has 2 exons. The record is from RefSeq and is a predicted model, not a curated record. The coding region runs from base 82 to 621 and encodes 179 amino acids. Gene Ontology annotation, biological process: developmental process; regulation of transcription by RNA polymerase II. NCBI's taxonomy places the organism in Eukaryota, Metazoa, Chordata, Actinopteri, Syngnathiformes, Syngnathidae. Gene Ontology annotation, molecular function: protein dimerization activity; DNA-binding transcription factor activity, RNA polymerase II-specific; RNA polymerase II transcription regulatory region sequence-specific DNA binding.